AGAACUUUUUGCUGCCAACUAUUGGCAGUAUCAUUUCAGACAAUCUAGGAAGCAGUUAAAACGUUCUUAAACUAAUUUUAAAUAAAAAAUAAAAGAAAAAAAUGAAGUCUUUCUUAAUCUUUGUUCUUUGCGUAGCUGUUACUUUGGCUAGACCCCAACGUUUUCCCGUUCAACAAUUUCCCAAUCAACGUUUUCCCGUUCAACAGUUCCCCAAUCAAGGCUUUAUUGGUGGUGGCAACAAUGUCUUCUUUCCCGGCAAUUCUAAUAACAACUUAAAUAAUAAUAAUAAUAAUAAUAAUGGUAAUAGUGUAACAACACCCGCUCCAGCUGGCACUCCAACAACAGCAUCACCACAAUUUUUGGCCUGUAUGCAGUCAUGCCCCUCAACAAUGGAAUAUAAUCCUGUUUGUGGUAGUGAUAUGGAAAAUUAUCAUAAUAAUGGACGUUUGGGUUGUGCACAAAGAUGUGGUAAAAAUGUAGCUGCCUUGCGUAUGGGUACCUGCAAUCCAUUGUAAAUGUUUAUUAUAAGAAACUUUUUUUUUAAAAAUGUACUGACUUUAAAAUGCAAUUGUUAAUUACAUCACUAUUUAUUAAGAAUUAAGGCUAAUCACAGUUUGUCAAAAUGUUUUUCUUGUUUUGUGUUAUUUCAAAAUACAUUAUUUUAAAAUUUUUCAUACAUUUUUAAUGUUUAUUUAAAGCAUGUACUUAAGUAAUCUUGUUUUUUAGUGAUAAGAUUGUUCUGAAUAAAUUUCCCCACAUUAUUUAAAACAAACAGGUUA
Molecule: messenger RNA, 779 nt
Organism: Lucilia sericata (common green bottle fly)
Lineage: Eukaryota; Metazoa; Arthropoda; Insecta; Diptera; Calliphoridae
Gene: Kaz1-ORFB
Exons: 3
Coding region: 102-515 (137 amino acids)
Molecular function (GO): protein binding; serine-type endopeptidase inhibitor activity
Source: RefSeq, a predicted model, not a curated record